CUCGUCCGCUUUGUACAGGACAAUCAUUGACCAAUCCGAACCACAAAGUUUCUGUGCAAGUCCGUUUUAUUUCUCGAUUGAGGCAGUUUGCUCGGUUUGCCUGUGGGGGGCGCUGGCAGUGUUCAGCGCAACAGGCGUUACCUUAUACACCACAUUCAGCCCGAAUCGAGCUAUUAAGUCAAUUUAAAGAGCAAAAGGGGGAGUUCCUCAAGUCACCACUAUCCGUCAGGUUCCCCCGCUGUGGGCCAGAGAGUGCUGAAAAUGAGCGGCAGGAAGAGUGGCGCUCCCUUGUUGUGGCUCGCCGUGUGCUUCGGGAGCGCGCUCGAGGCCGUGGCGUUGGGCUCGCGCGCGGUGUGGCGAAACGGCUCGGCGGUGCUCGUGCCGGACUACAUGCUCAAUCUGUACAGGACGCAGUCACAGCUCGAGCGCACAAGCAACUACGGGAGCGCGACGCGCGCGAGGAGACGCGCCAACACAGUCACCAGCUUCGUGGACCAGAGCAAAGAUGAGCCAUCAGCUGAGUCCCACCAGCAGUACAUAUUUGACCUUUCGGGUCUCUCAAGGACUGAAGAACUAGUGGAGGCUGAGCUGCGGGUGUUGCGGAAGCUGCCGUCUGACUUGGAGAAAUUACGGUCCUCUGCAGGAAACCUGUACCACCUACGCCUUUACAGCUGCUUCUCUCGGGGCUCAUCAGGCAAGCCUCGACUACUCGCUUCUAGGACCAUCAACAUUCUGGAUACCAUCUUGAGCACUUGGGAUGUCUUUAACAUUGGGACUACUCUAAAAGCCCACCACAGGGUGAACAGGACAACUCAAGACAACAGUUAUGUAUGUUUCAGAAUAGCUGUUGUUUCAGACUUAACAAAAGAGCUGAUUUCCCCUUCUUUAGUUGGUUUGGGUUUGGAGGGACAGCAGAAGAAUGAAAGGGCUUUGCUUGUAGCCUUUUCCCGCACUCGCAGGAAAGAGAAUCUCUUCAGAGAGAUCCGUGAGAAGAUGAAAGCCAUGCACAUGUUUGAGGGUCGUGGACCCAGGCGCCGCCAAAAGAGGAGAACUGCCUUAGCAGGCCGUGCUGGUGGAGCAGGGACAGCAGGUGGGGGUGGAGCCAUUGGGGGAGGUGGAACAGGCGGAGGGGGCAAAGGAGGUGGCAGACGGAGGACUCGCUGCAGCCGCAAACCUCUCCAUGUGAACUUUAAAGAGCUGGGAUGGGAUGACUGGAUCAUUGCACCACUGGACUACGAUGCGUACCACUGCGAAGGUGCAUGUGACUUCCCACUCCGCUCGCACCUUGAACCCACCAACCACGCCAUCAUCCAGACGCUCAUGAACUCAAUGGAUCCAGAGUCAACACCGCCGAGUUGCUGUGUGCCUUCCAAGCUCAGCCCUAUAAGCAUCCUAUAUAUUGACGCUGGGAAUAACGUGGUGUAUAAGCAGUAUGAGGACAUGGUGGUAGAGAGCUGUGGCUGCAGGUAGCAGCAUGAAAAUGGGCUGGACUACAGCCCUUGAUUCCAAACCUACAAAAGAGCCCCAAUGCAGCACUGCCAGCCUCACAGAAAUGAAUGAGCCUUAGUGCCAAAAAUAUUUUAGCAAUCACUACCAUGGAUAAGCAUGUGUGCACAUGCAUGUGGUGGAGUGGACAUAGGAGGUUAUGCUCAUAGGCAUUUUGAACAGUGUCUGUCAAAUGGGUAGAAAAACCAAUGGGUACAACAUACUAAACAGCCCUUUUUUUGCAAGAUACUAAAUUCUCCAACAAACACCUCCUUGAUCAGGAAAAAAGUAAGAGCAGAAAUUCCAGAAAUAACACUGUAUCCUGAUAAUGUAAACGGAAUGAUAGAGCACUCAAGUAUACUUCCAGUGACUGAGAAAAUGUUGAACUGUUCUGAAUUCCCAAGACUGUCAGAGAUUCCAUGAAAGUCUAAGAGCAGAAGUGCUUUGCUUGACAGUCAGCUUAAACUGAAAAGAACAUUCAUAAGAAUUUUAUAGAAGAUUUAAAAAUAUAAAUAUGAGAAAGAAAAAGUGACCUUAAUCAGUGGCAGCAAUGCUUGCCUGAAUGUUGGAGGUUUGGACUUUUUCUGUAAAGCGCAAUGUGUUAUUCCAGUUGGAGCUCGAGUUGUUUUUAUAAUCAAGAGACUCAUAGGGUGAUUUAUUGUGUAUGACAGUUCUGAAUUUUAUAUCAAGGUAACCCACACACAGCUGAUGCUCCCAAGAGGUGACAUCUCGCUUCCUUUUCUCAGCAUAAUAGACAGUGUUUGACUGGCCCACAAAAGGAAACUCACAAACCAUACAUUGCUAAGAACCUCAGUCAUUAUUUGUUUCAAUCAAACGGCUAAUCAUGCCAAGUUUUUUAAGAAUUGUGUUUAACUAAGCUCAUUACAAAAGAAAUAAGCAUUGUGGACAGCCUACUUGGCAUCUGCAGGACUAGAUACAAUAACUGUGUUAUUCAUGAUGUCUACAUGUGUAAGAGGUAAAUGACUUCACUGAACCUCAGAACCUGGGAAAGAGGUUAGAAAGCCAAAGUCAAACUGAUUCUUGGCAUAGUGCACUUGUGUGUGACAACCCUCUUGUCAGGUCAAACUGCAUGUGUAGGUUGGUUUGCUUUUCCUUGUCUCUGCUGUCCUUAUGUUCAUUUCAUUUUAGAAUAAACAUUCCCAUCAAGCACAUUCUCCUGAAUUCAGCCUCACAUUGUACACCUGUUAAGGGACAUAAGACAAUGAGUGUAAACUCUGGGGAAGGAAAAGACAACCUGGAAUCACGCCAGGAGAACUAGCCUGUUUAAACUCGAUUCACAUCAUUCAAGAAUAAAUAUCGUAAGCCAUAUAUAACUUUAAACCAUUUUUUUUUCAUUAUCCAAAAAUAUACACACUGGAAUGUAGCGAAACAUAAAUAAAACAUUAUAAAAAAAUGGUGCCAUUAUAUAAACUGCAGUAUUUUUGCAAAAUAGACAGACAGAAAAGCUGCAACCAUCAAACCACCGCUGUGCCUUAUACGAAUAGCAGGACUGAGUGAGCUCAGCUCUGCACGUCAAGUCUGCCGGGUUCGGUAACAUGCUUGUCUUAUCCCAAUUUAUUUCAGUAAAGACAAUCCAUUUUGUCGGAAAAAAUCAGAGCAUUGUGAGCUGUAAAUAUACCUGCAUGAGCAUAUAUGUAUAAUAUGAAUCAUCUUUUGGCCAGUUCAUAAAAAAGGUGACAUCCUAAAUCUAGACUGACAAUAAUAAUAAUAAUAAUAAUAAUAAUAAUAAUAAUAAUAAUAAUAAUAAUAAUAAUAACUCCCAUUUACAUAUUGUUACAUAUUAUUAAAUAUUUACAUUUUAUUAAAAACAUUUUCAACAAGGUAAUUAAAUAAAAAAAGACUAUAAUACCGGUUAAAAAAAACAACAACAAUAAAUAAUAUAUAUUUUACAUUUUAAAAUAAAAAUAAGUAUUAGAGCAAAAAUAAAAGAAACAAAAUAAUGCAAAAAUAAUGAAAAAUCUACAACAAAAUAUUUUGAGCUGUUAACUAAUUAUGCCUUUUUUUUUUUUUUUUUUUUUUUUUUUUUACAAUCACUGUAAGUGAUACAGCCUUGUCUGUCAAACAUCAUUAUAAAAGUUUCUUUUACCACAAAAUAGCAGUUUAUAUCAUUAAAAUGAACAUUGUUCUCUGUAAUAUCUGAAAGUUAUAAGAUAAAGGAGAAGAUUUACUCAUAAUUGCCUUUGGACUUGUGCUUUGCUUUUGUCAUGUCAACAGCGUUAAGCACCAAGCUGUCCCAAAUUUGCAGUACAAUGUGAAUGCUGACUUAUUUCAGGAGCAUGGUGGAAGUCAAACUUAAAGCUGCAAGAAUUAUGUUUUUGUGCCUUGGCAUUUUAACUUAAAAGCCUUUAGAGACAUUUCGAGGAGUAGGUAUUUCAGCCGGCCAAGUGCUUUCAGACACUGAAUGUAAAUCCUACAGCAUUGCUAUGCUUCGACUGAGGGCUUUGGCAACCUUGCUAUAUACAUCAAUGCUAGACUAUGUUCACGUCGUAAGAAUCGGACAUCUGUUUUACUUUACCGUCCCCGGUUUAUAGCGUGUUGGUUUUAAAUAUGAGAUGGAAGAGUAAAACGGUGUUUAUACUAAUUUGAAAGUACUAGCCUUAAUUUUAGUGCAUUUAUUAUGUUCUCUCGAGUCCCGGCAUAUUUGUGAGCUGUAAAAAUAUAACGAGAAAGUAUAAUGAAAUCGAUCAUUAUACAAAACAGAACAGAAAUGCAGUAUAUGUCCUUUGACUGUCUACAGAUGUCUUAAAUGCAGAAACCAUAUUGGAGUAUUGUCAUUGCACUAUGUGCGAGUUUUUGUGUAACAUACAUGGGAUUGUAUAUAAUUAAACUAUAAAUUAUCUGUAAACAGCUAUGCAUUUUUUCAUCAUUUGGAAAUAUUGUUUAGUGGUAUAUAUAAAAUAUAUAAUAUACAUAUAAAUACCUGUAUGUUUCAAACCCAAAAUUAAGCACACAUUGUAGCCUUUUCUUUUCUUUUCUUUUACCCCCCUUUUUUUGUACUAUGCCAUUUCUGUACAGAUGACUUUAUUAAAGCAAAGAGUUUAUUAAUAAGGAAGAUAAAAUGGACUCUCAGCAAUUCUUUGCCAGACAUUCAAAUAAAAGUAAACUCUUACUAAAAGUGUGUCCCACCCUUGGUUUCAGACGUAUUAUUGCGUUUGUGUUUUGCUCUGGUUUUUGCCUGAAAAAUACUACGAAUAUUUCAGGUGAUUUAGAUUUUAAAACGGCAGAAAGAAAGGGAGGAGAGACUGUUGCCCAGUGCAGGCAGAGAAGUCAUAAUAUAUAACGUGAGUACUUUAAUGCCUGUGUGUGUAUGUGGGUGUGUAUGUGGUGCACAUUAAAAGUUUUAUUAAAUUUGUUGACUUCAUGGCUUUACACAGAGUUCAGGGCCUCAGAAGUGAUGACGUAAUAGCACAUUUGUCUUGUGAUGUUUUCUCAAAAAUAGUGAAAGAGACAUCUUUAGUUUACUCCAGCUGUUGAUUAUAUAUAUUUUUUCAACUCAGUGUGUCUCAACAAUAAAUUUGAUGUGCUGCAUUUAUGCAUUUAUUUUUAAAUCUAUGUCCACACAAUUUAGUUGUGAUCAUACAAAUGUAACUUUUUAUAUAAAGUACACAUUUGUAACGAUUAUUUGGGAAUUAUUGUG
Molecule: messenger RNA, 5143 nt
Organism: Hemibagrus wyckioides
Lineage: Eukaryota; Metazoa; Chordata; Actinopteri; Siluriformes; Bagridae
Gene: gdf7
Product: growth differentiation factor 7
Exons: 2
Coding region: 262-1470 (402 amino acids)
Biological process (GO): SMAD protein signal transduction; BMP signaling pathway
Cellular component (GO): extracellular region
Molecular function (GO): cytokine activity; growth factor activity
Source: RefSeq, a predicted model, not a curated record